Magnolia sinica is the source of this 585-nucleotide messenger RNA. RefSeq names its product pentatricopeptide repeat-containing protein At1g64583, mitochondrial-like. Bases 1 to 585 code for a protein of 194 amino acids. The record is from RefSeq and is a predicted model, not a curated record. Lineage: Eukaryota; Viridiplantae; Streptophyta; Magnoliopsida; Magnoliales; Magnoliaceae. Gene Ontology annotation, molecular function: protein binding. The transcript is spliced from 2 exons.
AUGUCGUCGAGAAGAGCUGCCGCUGCCGCUGCUCAAAAGGGUAAAACUCUCUCCUCUCCAGCUUCUAUUGAAAUUACCAUUUCUGCCCUUGAUUCUAAAAUCACAGAGAACAAGAUCCCGACUCCAACCCAAUUCAACCAUUUGGUGAAUGAUCUAUUCAAUUCGAUUCGAGCCGGUGCUUUUGUGAGGUUUGAAGAUGCAGCGGGCCUCUUCAAUUGGAUCCCAUCCGAUAUCUAUACAUGGAACAUUCUUCUCAAUUGUUCCUGCCGCUUGAAUGGCAUCGGUUCUGGUUUUGCUAUUCUCAGCAACAUCCUGAAACGUGGCCAUGAGCCGAAUCUCGUGACUCUGGCUACUUUUAUUAAGGGGUUUUGUAUGGAAGGGCGGAUUGGGGAAGCGAGUAGUUUCUUUCUGAAGACGGUAGAAAUGGGAUAUCCUUAUAAUGUGGUGUCGUUCGGGAUACUAAUUGACGGUCUUUGCAAGUCGGGGAACAAUGGAAUGACUCUUGGGUUGCUUCGGAAAAUGGAGAAGGGAGAGGGUAAAUGUAGUCCUAACUCUGUUGUUUAUACUCAACCUGUCAGUAGCUAA